Triticum aestivum (bread wheat) is the source of this 3044-nucleotide messenger RNA. RefSeq names its product ATP-dependent DNA helicase PIF1-like. The record is from RefSeq and is a predicted model, not a curated record. Lineage: Eukaryota; Viridiplantae; Streptophyta; Magnoliopsida; Poales; Poaceae. The coding region runs from base 11 to 1771 and encodes 586 amino acids. Gene Ontology annotation, biological process: telomere maintenance; DNA repair. Gene Ontology annotation, molecular function: DNA helicase activity. The transcript is spliced from 2 exons.
GCAGUGGGCGAUGCCAUGUUCUCUUAGGAGGCUCUUCGCAACCAUCUUGGUGCACUGCGAGCCAGGCGACGUGCGUGGUUUAUGGGAUAGGCACCUCGAUCCUAUGUCAGAUGACUAUCGUCGAUCACGCACGUCCCCUAUCGAGGUGGAGCAGAUGGUGUUGGUUGACAUUAGGGGUAUGUUGCAGUCCAUGGGUAAAGACAUUGUUGAUUUCGCUCUUCCAAGCAUAGAUGAUGCGUUUGACCCAACCGAGGGUGAGGCAAGAGAGGUCAUCGAGGAAUCAACUGUUGAGUUUGACGUGGAUGAUACUAAAUUUGCAUCUUCCCUGAACUUGGAGCAGAGGGCCGCAUACGACGAGAUACUAGCGGCUGUUGAACGCGGUGAUGGGGGUGUAUUCUUUGUUGAUGGCCCUGGAGGUACAGGGAAGACCUUUCUAUACAGGGCGAUGCUUGCCAAGGUGAGGAGCGAUGGCAAUAUUGGUAUCGCUACCGCGACGUCGGGCGUCGCCGCUUCUAUCAUGCCUGGCGGCAGGACUGCCCACUCGAGGUUCAAGAUCCCAUUGAGUUGCGAUGAUGGAGCCUCGUGCAGCUUCACGAAGCAGAGUGGGACCGCCAAGCUGCUUAGGAUGGCCUCAUUGAUAAUAUGGGACGAGGCCAGCAUGACGAAACGACAAGCGGUCGAGGCAUUGGACAAUAGCAUGCGCGACAUCAUGGGAAUACGCGACCGACCCUUUGGAGGAAAGACUGUUGUUUUUGGCGGGGACUUUAGGCAGGUGCUUCCGGUCGUCAGAAGGGGGUCGCGGGGCCAGAUAAUUGAUGCAACCCUACGAAGUUCUCAUCUAUGGAAGGGUAUGCGGCAGCUUCGGCUCAUCACCAACAUGAGGGCUCAUAAUGACACGUGGUUUGCAAAUUACUUGCUAAGGGUCGACAAUGGCACUGAGGAAGUCAACGAUCAAGGCAACAUACUACUCCCUGAAGACAUUUGUCUGCCGUCUACAGGCGAGGUUGACGACCUGGAGAAGCUUAUUCACCAUGUGUUUCCGAGUCUAGAUGACAACAUGUCUGAUUCAAAUUACAUGACAUCUCGAGCAAUCCUUUCCACGACAAAUGACAAUGUCGACAAGAUAAACAUCCGCAUGAUAGAGCAUUUUCAGGGAGAUGAAGUAAUAUACCAUAGCUUUGACAGUGCGGAGGACGACCCAUAUGGCUACUACGCUCAGGAGUUUCUGAAUGGAUUGACUCCUAACGGUCUUCCUCCGCAUGCACUCAAGCUAAAGCUGAACUGCCCUGUCAUACUUCUAAGGAACAUUGAUCCAGCAAAUGGAUUGUGUAACGGCACUAGGCUUGUUGUUAGAGGUUUUGAGAGGAACACCAUUGAUGCAGAAAUCGUGAUUGGACAACACGCUGGCAGGAGGGUCUUCCUUCCUCGAAUACCUCUCUACCCAUCUGAAAACGACAUGUUUCCGUUCAAGUUUAAGAGGAAGCAAUUUCCUAUAAGGCUUAGCUUUGCUAUGACCAUUAACAAGGCUCAAGGGCAGACAAUCCCGAUUGUUGGUGUCUACCUACCCAAUCCCGUGUUUUCUCAUGGUCAACUCUAUGUUGCUUUGUCUCGAGCCACCGCAAAGAGAAACAUAAAGAUACUCAUUCAGAAGGAGAAGCCGAAGGAGAAGUCCAACAAGCAAAAGGACAAUCCAAAGAAGCGAAAAAGACCGACCGUGUCAUUACUAACCUCGAUGAAGAACAUCGUCUACAAGGAAGUCCUUACAGGCUGAAGUCCGGUCUUAAUAGACCGGCAGGUUAUGUAAUGACACAACAUUUACUCUUGUGAUGGUCAAGAUUUAUUGUAAUUCGUUUUUUUACAUAUAUCUUUUUUAUUUGGUAUUUUGAUAGUUGGAGGUAUACUCCAUUUAGUUGAGCUACUAACUGCAUUUCAAUAAUCAGCCGUCAUGUUGGCACCAUCAUCGCUGUUAUAUCUUUUCUACUAUCGCAAUGUUUCUGGCAGUGUACAUGUCACCCACCGUAGUAUUUCAUGUGUAAUAUGUGAUUCAGAUAUAAUGAUUGGCCUGAAAAAUACCUGGAACAUGCAAUGAAACUUUUGUGUUACGGCAAGUGAUCAUAUCCAUUGUUAUUAUUUUGAUAUUUUGAUAAUAUGGUUGAAUGUAAAUUUAUUGGUGUCCUUAUUAUCCCUGUAUUAUUCUGAUAGGUCAGAAGUAUAGGAUUAUGAUUGGUCUGAAUUAUAAGACCAACACACGCAGAAGGGAAGUUUGUGUAGCUUUUCAAGAUAUAUUUUGCAUAUGUACAUCUAAUAGAUAAUAAAAUGGUAGCCUGCGUACUUGCAAAUAUGUUCAAAUGCCCGUGCGACUCUGGAGAAUGUGACAAUGCACGUGUCUGAUCGCUGAAGUGUGCAAUCUUUGGAAAAAAGAUUGAUUACUUGUAUUUUCACGCGUCUGAACUAAUUAUUUAUCAGUUCAGUUCAAGUUUCAUUUUUAUUUUUUGCAUUGGUUCAUGUACCUUCAUGAGUUUACUGCGGAUCUGAAAGAGUUCUAACCUAAAAAAUUGUACAAGGCUGCAUUAAUCUAGGACCUGGCGAGGAUUGGUUCAGAGAGCAAGCAUCGUUCUGCAAUAUCUUAAGGACGCUGGUUGGGCUGAGGGUGGUCGACUUAUAGGUUGCACCCAGCCAAGACGAUUGGCUGUGCAGCGUAGAUAUCCAUGAAGCCAGCCUCAUGACACUUGACGAAACACGUGCGUACGUCAAUGGUGUUGUUCAAGCUAGGAACAAUGGAGGCUAGAAGUAUCUGUGUACACAAGUGCACAAUUUGUCUUAGAUAUAAAAAUGUAUGAACGCUUUGCAUGCAACAUUUUGUUGCCAAUUGUCACAUUAUGAAGUGUUCGCUUAUGUCUUGGAGGUUUAAUAAUAUGUGAUAUUCAAUAAAAAAAUCUAUUUAACAGUGUCGUCAUAUUUCGGAGCCAUAUACUGUGAAGUUCUGAACUAUAUAUUUGACUAAUAUAUAUUUGAUGACCAAACUGUCAAUAAUGGACUUCAAA